Messenger RNA from Brassica oleracea var. oleracea, 3135 nucleotides. RefSeq lists its product as uncharacterized. The transcript has 3 exons. Bases 1 to 3135 code for a protein of 1044 amino acids. The record is from RefSeq and is a predicted model, not a curated record. Lineage: Eukaryota; Viridiplantae; Streptophyta; Magnoliopsida; Brassicales; Brassicaceae. Gene Ontology annotation, molecular function: zinc ion binding; nucleic acid binding.
AUGGCACCACGCAAGACUAUGACGGACGAACAGCAGGAGGAAACAGCAGUCCAAAACGCUCUUACCACCGCUCUCCAGGAUCAGCGUGCUCAACGCGAAGCUCCGGGAGAUCAACACGUUCCACCGCCUCGCCGUCGUGAUGCUCAACUCAACACAUCAGAUGAUGACGAGAUCGUCGAGAACGUUUUUGCUAACCAAGACCACGACCAACAUCAACAACGUCGUUUUCGCUCCGAUAUUCCAGAGUUCCUCGGGACACUAAACCCGGAAGAUUUCUUCGACUGGUUAAAUACGGCGGAGGAGAUUCUCGAGUUUCGACAAGUUCCUGAGGAUAUGCGAGUUCCUCUUGUGGCAACUCGUUUCAAAGGAAGGGCUAUGGCUUGGUGGCAACAACUCAAGGAGUCACGUCGCCAAACUAAUAAACCUCGAAUCAAUUCAUGGGAUCGCUUGACAAAACACAUGCGUCGCGCCUUCCUACCAUACAAUUAUGAGCGUACUUUAUACAACAAAUUGCAAAACCUAAGGCAGGGUUCACGUACUGUUGAGGAAUACGCAACCGAGUUUUUCUACAUGACAGCCCGAAUGACCGCAGGCGAAACCGAGAAGCAACUAAUCUCACAGUUCAUCGGAGGAUUACGCUCUCAGCUACAGCUUGCUUUGGCACAAUUCAAUCCGACGUUAGUAUCUGAGGCUUAUCAACGCUCAAUCUCUAUGGAGUUACAGCAGCGGUCGUCUUGGUCAUCGUCUUCACGAUCCCGCCUUCAAACACCAGCUGCUGGUGAGAGUACCACACCUGGAACGGACAGUACAACACAACGGUCAGAAGUUGCCAAAUCAGGCCUCAACACCGAACCUAUUGCUUCUUCAAGACCAGCUCGUCCCAACGCUCUGCGUUGUUUCACAUGUGGCGAACGCGGCCACAUACAGACAGCGUGUCCCAACAAAGCAAAGCGUGGGUUGAUUCUUCAAGAAACAGAGGAUGCCGAGCCCCGAUAUGAUGACUAUGAUGCUAUUGAUGAUGGGAAUCCUGAUAUUAUUCAAGGCGAUACAGGUCUUAACCUUGUCCUCCGCAGGAACUGUCUCAUACCUAAGGCAUCACCAGAAUCUUGGCUUCGCACCAACUUGUUUCGUUCGACGUGUACCAUCAACGGACGGGUCUGCAAACUAAUUAUAGACUCUGGCAGUUGUACUAACGUUAUGUCGUUUGAAGCAACUCAGAAACUUGGCCUUGCCGUGAUACCUCACCCAUCUCCUUAUCCGUUGGCAUGGCUCAACAAUAGCACCGAAAUCACCGUGUCAAAACAAGUGCUCGUCUCCUUCUCCAUUGGAAACUACAAGGAUUCGGUUACUUGUGAUGUUAUACCUAUGGACGCUUGCCACUUGCUUCUAGGACGACCUUGGCAGUUUGAUCGAGAUGCGAUACAUCGCGGAAAAGCAAACACUUAUAGCUUUGUGUUUGACAAUCGUACGGUCACACUAGUUCCUUCCAAGGAGCAACCUGAACCAAGCGCUCGAUCUGAGGGUACUAAUACCAAAGGCAAUACAUCAUCAGCGAAAUCACUCCUAACACUUCCCAAAGGCGAAUUUGAAAAGUUUAUUCUCGAUGCUGAUGUUCUGUGGGCUCUUAUCGCGUCUCCAGCCACAACAACAAUCGAGACUGAACCUUCCCCAGCAUUUAUUCCUUUGCUCCAAGACUUUGGUGAUGUCUUUCCAAACGAACUUCCUAGCGAUUUACCACCAUUGAGGGAUAUUCAGCAUCAUAUAGACUUGGUUCCUAAUGCAGUUCUUCCUAACAGACCACAUUACCGAAUGAGCCCUCAAGAACAUGACGAGCUGCGUCGUCAAGUUGAAGAGCUCCUUCAGAAGGGCCACGUGCGUGAGAGUCUAAGCCCUGCUGCUGUUCCCGCUUUACUCAUUCCUAAGAAAGAUGGAACUUGGCGAAUGUGUGUUGAUAGCCGUGCAAUCAACAAAAUAACGGUUCGGUAUAGAUUCCCUAUUCCACGCCUUGAUGAUCUCCUUGAUCAAAUCGGUAAAGCAACCAUAUUUACUAAACUUGACCUGAAGAGUGGUUAUCAUCAAAUCCGUAUCUGUCCCGGAGAUGAAUGGAAGACGGCUUUUAAAACGCGAGAAGGCCUUUUUGAAUGGACAGUCAUGCCAUUUGGCCUCUCAAAUUCACCUAGUACGUUCAUGAGAGUGAUGAAUCAAGCCCUUCGACCGUUCAUUGGAAAAUAUGUUGUUGUCUACUUUGACGACAUCUUGAUCUUCAGCAAUGAUUUGACGAGCCAUCUGUCCCAUUUAAAAAGCGUGUUAGAGGUCCUUCGACGUGAGAAACUCUUUGCAGCUCGCCACAAGUGUAUCUUUGGAGUCCGUCACGUGCUCUUUUUGGGUUACAUAGUUUCCGAUAAGGGACUACAAGUUGACCCAAGCAAAGUGGAGGCCAUCAAGUCGUGGCCAACACCACGGUCUAUCAGCGACAUACGGAGUUUUCACGGCCUGGCGUCUUUUUACAGAAGAUUCGUGCAUCACUUCAGCAAUAUUGCAGCACCACUAACAGACUGCAUGAAAGGUUCGUCGUUUCUUUGGACUGACGAGGCAAAUUCCGCAUUCGAGGAUCUUAAGCAGCGCCUGGUAUCAGCUCAGAUAUUAGCAUUGCCGGAUUUUACUCAGGUUUUUGAGCUCCAUUGCGAUGCUUGUAAACUCGGGAUUGGUGCUGUUCUAAGUCAAUUGGGACAUCCUAUAGCAUUCUUUAGCGAGAAGAUAGCUGGGUCGCGUGCUCGUUACAGUACAUACGACGUCGAAUUUUAUGCUAUUGUGCAGGCUAUUAAGCAUUGGAGGCAUUAUCUGUUCCAUCAGGAGUUCAUCCUCUACACUGACCAUGAUGCCUUAAAACACUUGGGCAGUCAAGACAAGAUCUCCUCUCGCCACGCCUCUUGGAUAGCGUUUCUGCAGCAGUUUACUUUCGUGAUAAAACACCUGUCGGGUAAAACCAAUAAAGUGGCAGACGCCUUAAGCCGAAGACAUUCCUUGGUGGCUACUUUGCAGGUUUCUGUUCCGGGUUUCGCUGCCUUACCGGACCUCUAUCCAACCGAUCCUUAUUUUGGAUCGAUAUGUUCUUCUUUGUGUGAUGGUUGUUGA